CCCGCAUCGAAGUUCUCCAGCCUCAGGUACAUUCUCAGCACUCUCAGCACUCUCACAACAACAACAACCUACAACGAAAUGUCUACUUACAUCGAGGAUCUUUUCAUCGACGAAGCAGAGAAGCAGUCUGCAGCUCUCAUUGCAUCAUCUGACGCCGCGAUCAAGAAGUGCGAGGCGAAGGCUGAGAGUGUCGAGAAGAAGCUCAAGAAGAUGGAUGCCAGUCUCGAAAAAACCGAAGCCCACCUUGCCGAGUAUAAGGCAAUGCAUCUAUGUCCCUCUAUGUACGCAGCCGCCAAGAAGCUGCCCGAAGCCGAGUUUCAGCUCAGUUGCGUUCGUUACAAGCUUGCUGAGGAGACGAAGGAGAAGGAGAGGCUCAAAGUCAAGUGUCACGAUGCAAACGUGCUUGAGCGUCGCACGAAGAAAGAGAACAAGGAGCUUAAGCAGUCUUUUGAUGAGUUGACUGCUGAGCUCACCGGUGAGGUGAAGGCUAAGGAGACGGACAAGACGAGGACGAUGAUGGAGGAACUUGCUUUGCUGAGAAAUCAGCUAGCCAUCAAGACGGAAGAGAGCAAGAAGAAAGACGAGCAAAUUCUGAACAUGACAGAAGAGAUCAAGAUCUACAAAGAAUCUACGAAGAAGCACGACAAACAGAUGAUGGAGCUGAAGGAAGACAUCGAGUCCUACCAGAAGGCGUCUGAAGAAGGGUAUAUCAAGCGACAUGCGGUAAACGAAGCAUACACUACUGAGCUCGAGGAAGCCCAUGUAGUUGUAACAAAGCAGCGUGAUGCUCUCCAACGCCAGUUUGAUGUAAGUACACCGCCCUCACCAGCCGUGCGUGCUCUGACCCUCACCUACAGGCUGCCCAAGAGGUCCACCAGAAGGAACUUAAGGCCCUACAAGAAGAGGUCAAAGCUCAUCACGAUGAAGGGCAGAUCCUGAGCUCCAAGCAACGCAACCUCGAGUUCGACCACG
Cucurbitaria berberidis CBS 394.84 is the source of this 972-nucleotide messenger RNA. RefSeq lists its product as uncharacterized. The coding region runs from base 79 to 939 and encodes 286 amino acids. The transcript has a single exon. NCBI's taxonomy places the organism in Eukaryota, Fungi, Ascomycota, Dothideomycetes, Pleosporales, Cucurbitariaceae. The record is from RefSeq and is a predicted model, not a curated record.